Penicillium bovifimosum is the source of this 999-nucleotide messenger RNA. Its product is annotated as U2-type spliceosomal complex subunit CWC24. Gene Ontology annotation, cellular component: U2-type spliceosomal complex. Gene Ontology annotation, biological process: snoRNA splicing. Bases 1 to 999 code for a protein of 332 amino acids. Gene Ontology annotation, molecular function: metal ion binding. The transcript has 2 exons. Lineage: Eukaryota; Fungi; Ascomycota; Eurotiomycetes; Eurotiales; Aspergillaceae. The record is from RefSeq and is a predicted model, not a curated record.
AUGGGCGAAGAGACUGAAGUCGCAGACGCCGUGCCCCAGGUCGCAUUCAAGAAGCGCUCCAAAGGCAAAGCCAACUUUCGCAAGAAGCCCGCGACGCCACCUCCUGCUUCUGAUUCCGGUUCCGACUUUGAAUCAUCUGAUGACGGCGAAGGGCGACGGAUCAAAAGGCGGCGUAAAAAUGCAGCUGUUACUGCAUCAUCUACAAAUGCGACAAGGAACCGCACAGAACAAGAGCCUACAACUGCGGCUCCCGCCCCGUUGACCUCGAGCAACGAUGCGACGAAACAUUCCGACUGGUACGAUGAGAACUUGACUGCCAAGAAUCUAUUAGGCACAACCCGGGCGAGACCAGCAGCUUCUACGGCAGAGCCGGACGGAACCUAUAAGGGCGCGGCCAACUAUCAAUCUUUUAUUCAGAAGAACCCCGAUGCACCAGGGAAAUUCGGUCCCAUAAAGGCACCGACCAAUGUGCGGACUGUGACCGUGACAGAUUUUGCCCCCGAUGUCUGCAAGGAUUGGAAACAAACAGGCUACUGUGGUUUUGGAGAUUCUUGUAAAUUCCUGCAUUCGAGAGAGGCAUACAAGCAAGGAUGGGAAUUGGAUCGUGAUUGGGAAAUCAACACCAAGGGCAAGCAGUUGAGCGGGCGAGUGGUUUCACAACGAAAGGGCGCGGGCAAGACCGACGAAGAUGACGAAGACGACGAAGAUGAAUUGUUAGAAAGUAUCCCAUUCGCCUGCCUCAUUUGCCGGAAGCCUUAUCGAGAACCCAUCAUCACAAAGUGCGGUCACUACUUCUGUGAAUCCUGUGCCUUGCAGCGGUACCGGAAGAACCCGUCAUGCGCUGCAUGUGGUGAGGGAACUGGCGGUGUCUUCAACGUUGCAAAGAAACUGAAUGCCCUGUUGAACAAGAAACGCGAGCGUGCGCGCAAGGCACGAGAGGAAGCAAUAGCAAAUGGUGAGGAGGUCAGCGAUGAAGAGGAGGACGAUGAUAGUGACUAG